ACAGUCAAUUUAGUAUGUUAUACCUUGUUUACAAAAUUGACAUUUUGGCCUGAGGAUGGAUCUGUUCAUUAAAUUUCCUGUCAGUCAGCCCUUUAGACUUUGGUAUUUCAUUUGUACGAGUAGAGAUUUGAGCUGUGUAGGAUGUUUCCACACAUUCUGCUGAAGGCAUGUGAGGACUUUCUCACUUACAGCUGAAGAGUGCUGGUAGGUGGCCAGAAUAAAUCCUGGGUUUAGAGUGUAAGGAGGGAGGGAAGGUGUGAGGCAAGAAGAGAAAUGAGAUUAUGGAGCCAUUGUUUUAUCAGAGAGGAGAGGCUGUCAGAGGCUGUGAGUGUCCACUGCUCUUAAGAACACCAACAGGCAUGGUGCCAGACAUAGAGAGGAUCAUUGAAAGCAUCACCCAAGGAGACCAGGACACUGUCCAGCUCCUACUGGACAGAUACAACACCCAGUAUGCAGAGUGCUUCUUUUUCAACACUGAGGCCCAGGAGAGAAAAAAGCAACAACAACUGGAAGAGUUCAAGAAGAACAAAGUGAGGGAAAGUGCUCCAGACUCGGAUUCUAACAUUGACUCAGACGAUGACGAACCCGAUCUUCUUCUCAGACAACGUCUGGCCACAGCCCUGCUGUGCUUCAUCAGUAGUCAGCUACAACCAGCAGUGGUACGGGUUUGCCUUCAUACGCUGCGUAUCCUGUCCCGCGACCGGCGGGCCCUAGCGCCCAUGGUCACUGAUAGCGCUCUUUCCACCUUGGUACACCUGGGAGGCAUCAGUUUACUGCAGGCAUGCCCACAGCAGCAGGAGGAAACAACUGAUGAUCAUUCAGCCAGAACAUACAGCCAGAUCCACAGAGGAGAUGCAGAUGCUGCACAAAUGUCUGUUAGCUCUGUGGCUUCUUUUUCCAAUCCUGUGAAAGUAACUGUUGCUGCCACCACAAAUGGCUCAGAUCACUGCUAUAAAUGGAUGGAUGAUGGAGGUCGCGUGGUGCUUUCCCGUGGGAAGAAGGACAUGCGGGAAGAGAACCGUGAGGAGGAAGAGAAGGAGGAUGAUGGGGAGGUGUGUAGGAAGGAGGCCGUGAAAGUCUUGUGUAAUGUCAUCUACAACAGCCCUAGGGCACAGGAGAGGGCCAGCGUGCUCAGAAUCCUACAAGGUCUGUGGGAGAGUCUGAAGAAGGGGAUCUGGAGCAGGGUACCAUCCAGUGGCCAGUUUUACAAGCUGAGACUGCUCUUCUUACUGACAGCUCUGAGACCUGAACUCAGGCUGCAGCUACAGCAGGAGUGUGGAGUGUCAGUGCUGACUAAAGCCCUCGAGCAGUGCCUGGCUGUGAGGUGGGGUGAAGGAUAUGAGGUGCUUACUGAUACCACAGCUCCUCCCAUCACCAAGGAUAUGUCCCAGGAAGUCAUCGAGAUCCUCAAGACACUCUUCAACAUUGCUCACAGGUUUCACAGGCAGGAGCCAGAUGAGGAGGAGGCUGCUCUGUUUCGCCACCUAGCAGCUGUGCUGCGCCACUGCCUGCUGCUGUCAUGUGAUGGAGAAGACGUGUUGGAGGAACUUCAAGGACAUACAGUUAAUGUCCUGUCAGCACUGCCAUUGACAUGUCUGGAUGUCCUGCUAUCAGUCCAUGUGGACCAGGCUUCCCACAAGUGGGAGGGAGUAAACAUGGAUUGUGUCCACACAUUGCUGCUAUUUAUGGACCAACGCCUGAACAGGGGUCACAAGCUGAAGGAGAAACUAAUUCCUGUACUGAAUCUGUUGACUGAGAGUUCUCGUGUGCACAGGGAGACACGUCACUACUUACGGCAGAAGAUCUUACCUCCACUGAGGGACGUUGCCAUCCGACCUGAGCAGGACACAACACUGAGAGGCCAGCUGGUCCGCCUGAUGACCCACGUUGACACAGAUGUGAAGCACUGUGCUGCUGAGCUGCUUUUUGUGCUCUGCAAAGAGAAUGUCAGCCGCUUUGUCAAAUAUACUGGUUAUGGGAAUGCUGCUGGACUGCUGGCAGCUCGGGGACUGCUGAAUGGAAGAAGGAACUCAGGCGACAGUCAGUAUUCCCAGUACUCUAGUGACUCAGACUCAGAUACAGAAGAAUACCGGGAGGCCAAAGCCCGGAUUAACCUGGUGACUGGCCGGGUGGAGGCAGAGCAGCCUGACCCAAUGGAGGGCAUGAGUGAGGAAGAGAAGGAGGAGGAGGCACGUCGCCUCGUCAGCAUGAUCAACAGACUAUCACGAGACCAGAUCAUUCAGCCGAUGGUUGUGACAGCAGAGGGGAGACUGGCUCCACUCUGGGGCCAUAUGAGGGGCUGCACACUGGAGGAAGAGGAAGAGGAAGAUUCAGAGGAGGAUUUGGAUCUGAUGCCAGAGGGGAGGAAAGACAAACAGACAGAGUAGAAAGAUAUAAACGUGGAGCAGUAGACUGGACAAGAGAGUGAAAAGUCUUCUUGCUUCACCCCUUAUUUGUAGUUCAAUAACCACUGUACAGUAUAUAAUUUCUGCCACUAGGAGGUCUCUCACAUCAAAACAAUACAAAAUGACAAAGUUUGAUGACGUGGUGAAGUAGCAUCAUAGGAGUUGUUGUCUUUACAAUCAUUGCCGUCAGCUUCUCCUGGUUAGAAUUCCUUCAGGAGGUUUCUACAUGGAGCUGAAUUAUCCACAGAGGUCUCCUCCUCUUCAAAACAAACGCUCCACUGAUUAGAACUAGUAAAAACACUGAAAAAAUAGUUCCAUCUAAAAAUCAGUGUUUCUCAGUUGCUGUUUAGCGGACAAAAACCCCCAAGAAAAUGUGCAGGGUAUAAACGUGGCUUAAAACUGGAUAAAACUUUUUUUUUUUGAAGACCGGUAAACCAUUACCUAAAUACAGUGACAGAUUUCUGUGGGUUUGAACAUUGUUGGAAACAUUUGGGAUAAAAUGUAAUGAUGUAAGUACACAACUCAAAAACAUAUAUAACAUAGGUGUAGAGCUUAUAUACAUUUCAAUGUGGAAAUGUUACAUAAUAACUGGAAUUCUUCCUUAAACAUUGAGGUGCUACAUCAUAUGGUUGCAGGCAUAAUUGUUUCUGAGCUUUGAAUCCACUAUGCACUGAACUCUGAGAGAUAAGCCAAUAACUGCAGCCUGGUGUAAACACAUCAGAGAGAAAGACAGGUAUGUGAAGGAGUGUGACUGGGAACAUGGGACAGGCUGAGCCAGUGAAGACAAAGAAUUUGAACACUAUUUUGUCAGUGAGCAACAUUUUUGUUAUCUAUGGUAUUUUUCUUGUUGAGCACAUUUGCAAAGAAGUUGUAAGCUACUGACUCUUUCACAUGCAAAAACUAAUAAAAAUUUAACUUUCUCAAACUUA
Molecule: messenger RNA, 3334 nt
Organism: Dicentrarchus labrax (European seabass)
Lineage: Eukaryota; Metazoa; Chordata; Actinopteri; Moronidae
Product: synembryn-A
Exons: 14
Coding region: 282-2387 (701 amino acids)
Biological process (GO): G protein-coupled receptor signaling pathway
Cellular component (GO): cytoplasm; plasma membrane
Molecular function (GO): G-protein alpha-subunit binding; guanyl-nucleotide exchange factor activity
Source: RefSeq, a predicted model, not a curated record